This is a messenger RNA of Corythoichthys intestinalis (scribbled pipefish), 3107 nucleotides long. It is a transcript of the gene smyd2a, whose product is annotated as SET and MYND domain containing 2a. The transcript has 12 exons. Lineage: Eukaryota; Metazoa; Chordata; Actinopteri; Syngnathiformes; Syngnathidae. Gene Ontology annotation, cellular component: nucleus. The coding region runs from base 150 to 1460 and encodes 436 amino acids. The record is from RefSeq and is a predicted model, not a curated record. Gene Ontology annotation, molecular function: protein binding.
GGCCGACAAGCGACGACGUUUGUCUGAAUUUGCUCAUAGUGCGCAUAGGACAUCUAGUUAUAUUUAUAUGAUAUAUAUGCUGGAGCUGAUCCAGAUCCUGUCAAGCUAGUAUCACAGAGAGUGCAUACAGUUACGUACUCAAGGGAAGCAUGAAGAACGAAGGCAUAGAGGGGACGGAGCUGUUCCUCAGCCCGGAAAGAGGUCGAGGUCUUCGGGCACUCAGACACUUCGAGGUGGGGGAGCUGGUGUUCGCCUGCCCAGCCUACUCGUACGUGCUAACAGAAACAGAGAGAGGAGCACACUGCGAGCACUGUUUCACGAGGAAAGAAGAUCUUUUUAAAUGUGGCAAAUGUAAGCAGGCCUACUAUUGCAACAUUGACUGCCAGCGAGGGGACUGGCCCAUGCAUAAACUGGAGUGUGUUGCUAUGUGCGCCUAUGGGGAGAACUGGUGUCCAUCUGAGACGGUCAGACUUGUGGCCAGAAUCAUCAUGAAACAGAGAGUCACAACAGAGCGAACGCCAUCAGAAAGACUACUGCUGCUUAAAGAGUUUCAAGCGCAUUUAGACAAGAUGGACAGCGAGAAAGACGAAAUGAACCAAACAGACAUCGCUGCCUUGCACCAUUUCUACUCUAAGCACAUCAGCAAUAUCCCAGAUGACCAGGCUCUUACUGAGCUCUUUGCACAGGUUAAUUGCAAUGGUUUCACAAUUGAAGAUGAGGAGCUCUCACAUUUGGGAUCAGCCGUUUUUCCUGAUGUAGCACUGAUGAACCACAGCUGCAGUCCAAAUGUCAUUGUCACCUACAAGGGCACAGUAGCAGAAGUAAGAGCAGUGAAGGAAAUCAGCCCGGGAGAGGAGGUCUUUAAUAGUUAUAUCGACUUGCUGUACCCCACGGAGGACCGAAAAGAAAGGUUGUUAGAUUCCUACUUCUUCACAUGCCAGUGUACGGAGUGCACCACAAAGUCAAAGGACAAAGAAAAAAUGGAAAUCCGAAAGCUGAGCUCUGGAGCACCUGAACCAGAGGAAAUCCGAGCCAUGGUCCGAUAUGCCAAGAAUGUAAUUGAAGAAUUCAGGAGAGCAAAACAUUAUAAAAGCCCGAGCGAGUUGCUGGAGAUGUGCGAACUAAGCCAGGAGAAGAUGGGUGCCAUAUUUGCCGACACGAAUGUCUAUAUGCUGCACAUGAUGUAUCAGGCCAUGGGCGUCUGUCUCUACAUGCAGGAUUGGGACGGAGCUAUGAACUACGGAGAGAAAAUCAUACAACCAUACAGCGUGCACUACCCAGCCUACUCUCUAAACGUAGCGUCCAUGUAUCUGAAACUCGGCCGCUUGUAUUUGGGGCUGGAGAAGAAGACGCAAGGGGUCAAAGCUCUGAAGAAGGCACUGGCCAUUAUGGAGGUGGCUCAUGGGAAAGAUCACCAUUAUGUUGCGGAAGUCAAACGGGAAAUUGAGGAGCAGAAAUAAAAACAAACUUAUCAAGAAAAGGAGGAGAGGAAGGCACACACCCUGACUGCAUGGCAUGCAAUUUCCCCCCCAACAUUACUGUACUGCUGCCUCUUUGGGGAGGAUUUGCUAUCAUCUCUUCAAAUUUUGGCUGUGCAAGCAACUACAUACCAGUGUUUUAAAUGCAACUUUUUGUUCUGUUCUAGGCCAUUUUUUUUGUCUAUGUCUCGGAACCAUUUCUUUAAAAAAAAGUUUUUUGACUGCCUUGCAAGAAGCAUUUUGGAUGAAACUAAGACGUCUUGUCUUGACUGAACUUUACGCAAUCCUGAUUUUUCGUUUGAAUAAUGUUCAAUUUGCAACACUUUAUAACACAGCAGUGUUUUUACCAAACAUCAGUGUUUCUUGCUUCUUCAAAUCUUGUUUGAAACGUGAACUUAAGACUGAUCAUGCGUCAUCAGGAACUCUGUAGCAACAAAAGAGAAAAUGCAAAAAACCUUUCCUGGGUUAGUACAUUUUUGGCUUUCUCUGUCGUGUUUGAUGGACUUUAACUCGCAUGUUGUUGUUGUUUUUUUUUUAAUGUCUUCUUGUUGACCAGAAACACAGUGGGCUUUAUUGGGAUGUCUCUUCUUAGUGUACAUUUAUCAAGCACAACAUUAUAACGAGGAAAUGCUUGCAAGUAAAUUAAUACCUCUCUGAACAUUUCAAUCAAAACUGAGCUUCUCUAGAAAGUCCAAAUUUCCGAAACUCUUUUUGGAGUUGUGCCUAUUACAGUUUCCCAUGAGGAAAUAUUUGCUGUCAUUGAAAGAAAUAUCAUUUUAGAUUUGUAAAAUAUGUGCUGGCCUAAGGCCAGCGAAACUACAGCAGUUGUAUUUUUUGCUGUUGUUGCACCCUCUAAAAUGACAAGUUUUCAACCAGAAGUUUUGAAACGUCAAUCGCAUGCAUUUUAUGUUUUGAUUAUUUGAAUCUCUUUGUUCAUGUGUGUGUUCUUAACUUAUUGGCUGCCAUUGACAACGCUGGACAUCCAAUCCAUUUGAAGGGUCCAUUUUGCUGCCACCCUUCAACUUCAAUUAGUUUGGACGUCUACUAGUGAUGAACCCAUUCAAAGAGUUUUAAUUUAGUUUUUAAGAACCACGUGAUUAGAUUAAUUUCUGUAAACAAUAUUUUUUUCAAUUCUUCUGGGCUUUGAAAUGUUGCACUAAAUGUUAAUAGAAGAUGUCAUUUGUGGCAAACUUGAAAUAUUUAUGUCAGUCUUUUGAUGUAUCUUUACUUCAUGUACUGCCAGCAUGUAUUUGUAGCCUUUCCAAUUUUUUCCUCUUUCAACUCUGGGUCCAGCUUACCUAUUGUUAUGAGGGGUCACAAACAGUAGCGACCUUUGGUUUGUAAAUAUGAUGAUGGCUUGUUCUGCACUCUGUAGGAAAUAACAUUUCAAGGGCUGUCAGUGAUGAAUCGACCUUGCGCCUCUUUUUCAGUGAUGUCAUAAAACAACUGUACGGCACGUCAACUAUCCCAAUCAAUCCAGUAUAUUGCAUGGACAUGUUUCAUUUAAAAACAGAUCAUUUUUUUUCACGGCAUGAAUGGUUGUGGAAUGCAAAAAAAAUAAGAAACAUCUUUCUGUACUCUGUGCAAUCUAAUAAAUAGCAUUAUUGUACUCAUUUACAAUCAGCAUUU